AAAAUGACGACGUUGGAGAAGCUGGGCGUUCAGGGCAUUAGGAGCUUCGACCCUGAGAGCCUGCAGACAAUCAAGUUCGAGAAGCCUCUCACUCUCAUCGUCGGCCCAAAUGGCGCAGGGAAGACGGUGUGUGGCAGAUCUGCAUGAAUGGGAUGCACGGCGUGGCAGCGUGAUGGCUGCUGUUGCGUGUGUGCAGACGCUCAUCGAGUCGCUCAAGAUGAUCACUUCUGGGGAGCUGCCGCCCAACGCAAACAAAGGACAAACAUUCAUCCAUGACCCGAAGGUGUGGCAGGCUGCCAGCCAGGGAAGAUGGAAGGGGAGAAUGGGUGCUUGUUCUCGCCUUUGAAUGAAUGCAGUUGACAAAUUCGCCCGAGGUCAGGGCGCAGAUUCGUUUGGUGUUUCGCACAGUUGAUGGCAAACAGGUGUGAGGCAAUGGAUGGAUGAGAGGAGUGAGCGUCACGGCAUUUCCGUUUUUGCCUGUGUUGUGUUGCUGCAGAUAGGGGCGUGUAGGAAGUUUCAGCUCACCAACACCAAAGACAAGAACGGCCGGCUCAAGACCUCCUACAAAGUGCACCGUGGCACGCCUCAAACGAGGGGUCGUAUCACCUUCCCUCGUGCCGGCUGUGUGCUAUCUGUAGCAAUUGGAGAGCGUGCUCCAGACGCAAGACCCGCGGACAAACGAGGUGAAGGAGGGACGCAGUACAUAGGCAAUUGGAAGGCCAUAUCAGUCCCACUGUCACCCGUCCUUUUUGUGAUUCUGCAGAAGAAGAGCGUGAGCCAUCGAUGCGCUGACAUGGACGCACAGGUCUGAGAGAAUGGUCCAUGCGGAGUGGCAGAAUCGAGACUUCUCGCUUCCUGGUUUAGGUCCCACUGGUGAUGGGCAUCUCAAAAGCCAUCCUCGAGAAUGGUAGGUACAAGAGAAUCCACUGCCUUUCAACGUGGUUCCUCACGUGUGUAUCUUGUUGUGUGUGUCAGUCAUCUUCUGCCACCAAGAGGACUCCGACUGGCCCCUGCAGGUGGAAAAGGAGAAAUGGACCCCUCUGCUGGCCUGGCUUGUAGACUUGGACGCAUUACAUGAUGCAUCCAUUCAGGAUAUGGGAAAGCUCAAGAAGAAGUUCGACGAUCUGUUUGGCGCGACACGCUACACAAAAGCUCUGGCGAAGAUCAAAGACAUUCGGUGAGAUGGCAUCAUCUCGCGCACAGACUGCAUUCGCACUUGACGACAAUCCAGUUCAAGUGUGAUUGAUUGAUGUGGGGGGCCUAUCAGUACGGCACAGGCGAAGGAGCUGAGGGAGCUCAAUGAAGGCGUCAUCAAAACAGAAAGUGCGAGAAAUCAGGUCAGCCACAAUCAGCACGUCUUUCAGGGGGUGUAACGGGGGUAUACAUGUCGUGUCCUUCCCACUCAUUACGUGCAGGCUGUCAAGUAUCGCAAACAAGUCGCAGAGUGUGAGGAGCAACUCGCAAAGCAAACCGCUCUCAUCGAGUACGACGCAACGACAGUGCAGCCAUUCAUCGCUGGAAUGCUACACUCCCUGUCUCUGCUUGGUGCCACCAGGACUCUCGAAGCUGAAAUCGCUGCGGCCAACGUACACAGAGCGAGAAUGGAUGAGAUGGACCGGCUCUGUCUGAUGCGUCCUUGUCGUAUGUAUGGUGCACAGGAUGCUGUCAAGCAGGCCACCGAGAGACUCCGAGCCGACGAGGACCUUGGCACCGAGGUCGAAAGACUGGAAGCGCAAAAGAAAUCGUGAGUAAUCAGACAGACACGAAGAGUGACAAAAAGUGGAUGAUUUCGUUGCCUGCUGCUGAUCAGGAUUGAGGAUCAGAUCGUAGAGGUCGAGAACGACAUGGUGGAGGAGCUGGAGGGCACACUCGAGGAGGUCAAGGAUAUGGUGCAGAGCAUGGAACAAGGAGGCCUUGAGGUCAGCCAUGCAUGUGCCUGCUUGCAUGUGGCUGCGAUGAGUAUCUGCACUGCCCUUUCAUGUAUUGGGUAUCUGCAGGCAGUCCGCCAGAACGAGAACAAAGCUGAGCGCGCGUACAACGAAGGCGAGCAGCUACGAAAGAAACUCACCGAUGAGUGGGACAAGAAGCGCAAUGCGGUAGGCCUUCUGGCUGGACCCACGUGCAUCUGGUUUGGCUCACUGUAUCCUGACAUGCCAGCACGGGGCCCUCGGUGCUGCUGCGAGUGUGGUGGAGCAGUUCAAAGGUGACCGGGAGAAGAUGCUGGCCGCCCUCAAGGAGCUCGAGCCCGUCAGCCAGUACCCAAGUCAGUCCCUCGGCGAUGACAUGGGGGCGCUCAAGUAAGACAUCCACACAAGGGGGACAUGGGAGACCAUUAACUGUGAGUCGCGUAUCUGUUGGAUGCAGCGCACUCCUGCAGACCCGCAAGGAGGCUGUGGAGCGCGCGAUGCGCGAGAUGAACGACAAGGAGACCGAGUUGAAAUCGAGCAUCGAUAAUGUCGAGAAGAAUCGGACGCGGCUGCACAGUACGCCCACACGAUAGCAUCGCUGAUUUUGCGUUAUUAUGUGGGCCUUGUGCUGUCUCAGUGGAGGUCUCUACCUGCAAGGCGCAGUACGACUCAUGCAUCAAGAGCAUCCAAGAGACGGAAAGCCAAAUCAGAAAGGUAGUACACCUUAAUGCACAGCUGAAGGCUCUGCCGGGUCUCUAUCGCUCCGUGGCGGUCGGUGUCUGUCUUUCCCUCCGUGUUGACAUUGCUCAGCUGGCCGUGACGGGCGAGGACUUGAGCCAGCUGAGGGCGAGCAUAGCCAAACAGAAGAGCAGCAUCAGGCAAAGUCAAGACAAUGCUAUUCUCGGAGGUGGGUCACUCACUAGACACAGAUCGACGACAGGCAAUCACUUGUCUGUCAUACAGAGACUGCUCGUGAGGUGGAUGAGCUGGCCUUUAAGAAGCAGGAGGUCGCCCAGCGCAUUCGCAAGGCCGACGAGACGGUGCGGUACCUGGAGGCGCAGUCCAAGCAGAUCAACGAGGUCGACUUCAUGCGCAAGAAUCUGCAGAAGACCGAAGACACCUUAUCGGUAAGUACACACGACCAGAGAGGCAGAACACACAUAGACACGUGGGCGGAUACUUGAUGGGUGCCGCAUGCAGGACAAAUUCUCAGACUUGAGGCAGCCCAUGGUUGAGCUGCUGGGCUCGGAACCUGACCCUCAUGCGGCAGGUGAGUGACGCAAUCUAACGGUGACGUGCAGGAAGUGCUUGUAUGCUUUUGGUACGCCCGUUGCGCAGGAGAGGUCGUGCAAAAGGAGAUGCGCAACUUGCGAGACGACCUGGCAGCGUAACUCUGGCUGGCACUUACUUGUGGACUUAUGUCCUUGCACCACCGCACGGAUGCUUGUUGCAGGAAGAACCGUGCCUUCAACGAGCUUCAGAAGAGCCACGCUGAGCACAAUGCGCGGCGCACUGUGAUGGAAGAGGACGUGAGUCGCUUCAGCACCUCAUGUGUCGAGUGUGUAUCCUUCAUUUCUUUCUUUCGUCGGUCGGCAUGAAUGCAGGUGAAUCAGUUGAGUCAGAAGCUGAAGGAGCAGCUCCGCCUGAUGGGUGAGGAUUCGUCUGCUGCAGCGGCGACAAGCCUGGAGAAAAAGGUCGAGGACGCAACCAAACAGCUCGCAGCCGCGGAGGAGAAGGCCGGGCUGGGUAUCGCCGCCCCGAAAUUUUACCACAAGGCGCUCCAAGGUCAGCCAACAUCUUGUGUAGUGAGGGAAAGCCCCGGGGCGGGCGUGCUUGUCUAUGUGUCUGUGUUGUUACCGUGUGUGUGUGGAUGGGGUGAUGGUUGCAGCUUCCAAGGACAAGGGCAAGUGUGUCCUUUGUCAGCGCCCGUUCAGCAAGAACGAGGACGAGAGGAAAGUAGAGAUCGAAGAGCUGGAGAAGAGCAUCAAGGGAAGACUCGAAAAUGUAAGAAACGAGUCUGCAUGCCCGUUUUGGCAGCUCGCUGCGGAAUCCGUCUGUUUGAUUAGUCAGCGUGACCCUCUCUCUCUCGAUGGAUGAAUGCAGAUCACGACGCAAGCGAAGGCCAGCGAGGAGGCCAUCAAGAAGGUGAAAGGGGAGCUGGCUGAUCUCGAAAAGCAACGGCCACUUCUCGAGAGGAUCAAGGCCCUGCAACGCGAGCUUCCCACCAAGGAAAAUGGCCUCCAGCAGCUGAACAAGGUGACAGUCAAUUACCUGACACACGGCGACAGACAGAGCCUGACUAGUACGCGCAGGGAGGUGCACCUGGUGGGUUGAUUUGUUUCGUUGAUGGCUGCAGGAGGUCACCAAGGCACACGAGGCCCUCCAAGCUGCAGAGACUGAGAAGCGCGUGGCCGACGAGCGUCUGGCGAAGCUGCAGCAUCUCCAGCAAGACGUGACGCAGCUACAGACCCUAGCUCAGGACAUCAAAGAGCAGAAGAGGUAUGCAAGCACCUGGGCAUUGAGUGGUUGAGGGCCUUUUUCCUGUACUCGUGUGUUUGUAUGUCGUGCAGGCUGCUGGAAGAGAAGCAGGGCGCCUUGAUGCUGCAGGGCGGUGGGGCUGCGGACACGGAUGCCCUCGAGGACGCCCGCAAGAAUCUCGCUGCCCUUCACAAGGAGCUGGACACGGUGGGCAAGGAACAUGGCAGGUGGAGGCGAGAUAUUCACCGUGGUGGCUCUGUGUCUGUCUGUGAGCAGGUUACCUCUGAAGAAGAUGAAGCGAGAACUCGAAAACAGCUGGCUGACCAAAUGGCUCAGAAGGGAAAGUAAGGGACCAGACAGACACGGCGACAUGGCACAUUGGUGCAUGUGUGUGUGUGUGUGUGUGUGUUGUGCUUGUGGCGUUGGACCAGGAUGAAGCUCACUCAGCUGGAGAAGGACCUAGCGACGGCCGAGAGCCAGUACGAGGUCAAGAUGGAGCUGGAAUCCGCACUCCGAACCAAGAGAGAAGAGGUCAAGAAGCUGCAGGAAAAACAAACUCUGGCGCAAAAGAAACUGGACGAGUGAGUGAUCGCAAACAGCCGGCUGGGGGUUGGUGGAUCAAAAUAUGUGUCUUCUUUUGCUUUUCCUGCACGUAGGGUCCAAUCGAGGCUCGACCAGCUGCAGCGUGACAAGGACGACAAAGUCAAGCAGGCCAAGUGAGUGGAGAGGAGGAGGGCAUCAGAGGCCAUCACAGCUCACUCUUGGCUCACUCCUCUGUCUGUGGUGCCUGUUGCCAUUUCAGAAAGAAGGUCGAAAGCAGUGAGCAGCAGCACCGCAGCCUCAAACAGUCAGUGGACGAACGAGGGGAUGAAAGAAGGAAAACUACGGGAGUGUCACGUAAUUGGUUGCAGGCGGGUUGACGACCUGCGGUCGAUUGAGACCCAGCUGGCUAAGAAGCAGGAGGAAGUCGCCAACGCACAAACCAUCGCGUGAAGCCAUACGCCCUCAGCCCUCGAUGAAUGACAUACAUCCAUUGGUGGUGCAUCUGGUGUUGCAGGGACGAGGUAUCGGCUGCUGAGAGGGCUCGGAACGCUCAAGAGAAGAAGGUUGAGGAUCUUCGGGCAGCCCUGAAGCAGGCGCGAGACAAUCGGCUCAAGGAGGAAAACGACUACGGCGUGGCAAAGUAAGCCCAGAAGGGAUGACUGGGUGGCACAUGAGAUGGGCGGAUGACUGCAACAUUGUCGUCUCAUUUCGUGGCCUGCCUUGCUGUCUGUCCACAGGAAGCAGGUCAAGGUAGCCACGCUGAGAUCUGCUCUCGACAAGAAGGAGAAAGAGCUCGAAGCAAAGCGACAGAGGCUCGGUAAGAGGUCGACCAACUACAGACCCCCAGCACGGUCGUACAGAUGUCAUUCGUGUCGUAUGCGUCAGGCGGUCGCAACCUUGCUGAGAAGCGGGCCGAGGUGGAUCGUCUGACCAAAGAACGAGACGAGAAGAGACAAAAGAAGUGAGCGGCUCGGCACAGAGCAGAGACAGCCUCGCUGACACCGAUUGUGCCCAUGUCAGGUCCUUCGAGGAGGGCAGCACGAAGACGAUAAGAGCCCAGAUGGAUCGCGUCAAGGCCGACCUCAAGCAGGAGCAGUACAAGGACAUCGACCAGAAAUACCUCGAUAUCGUUCUCAAACACCAGACACUCAAAAUGGCCAACGACGUAAACACACUACCAGGCAGGCAGUCAGGGCGGCAGGCAGUCUGGCAGGGGAGGGUAGGAAACGAAGGACCGUCUGACACGUUUUCAUGCCGUCGACCUGGUGUGAACUUUGAUGUGCAGGAUCUCCAGAAGUACUACACUGCACUCGACAAGGCUCUCAUGAAGUACCAUGCGAUGAAGGUACCGCCCACCACACUGCACCUACUCGGUUUGACAGCCGGCCACUCAUUGUCGGAAUGCCCCUACAGAUGCAGGAGAUCAACAAGACAAUUCGUGAGCUGUGGCAGUCAGUCUACAAGGGACCCGACAUCGACUCUGUAGCUGGUGAGCAAUCAGCGAGGGACAGAUCAGCCGAUGUACAACCUCAGAGCAGGAUGUCCACACGGUGUUGCUGUUGUGUUGCCGCAGUGCGUUCGGACACUGACGAAGACGCUCCCGCCAGCACGGGACAGCGCUCCUACAACUAUCGGUACACAGAUCGAUGCACGCACCCAUCGCACGCAUGGAUUGUGUGGUGGUUGAUGAUCGGUCUACCUGUCUAGUGUCGUGAUGCUCAAGGGCGGCCAAGAGCUGGAGAUGCGGGGUCGGUGCUCGGCAGGCCAGAAGGUGCUCGCGUCUCUGGUGAUCCGGCUGGCCCUCGCCGAGUCCUUUGGCGCCAACUGUGGCAUCCUGGCGCUCGACGAACCCACCACCAAUCUGGACCGAUAUAACAUUGAGGCACGCGGCCACUCACCCAUUCACAGGCAUGCAUCGCUUGCUGCACCAAGACUGGUUUUCCUUGUUGACAUGUGCCUUUGAGCAGGGUCUGGCAAAGGCGCUGGCUGGCCUCAUCGAAGCAAGGCGCGACAAUGCAAACUUCCAGGUGAGCUAACUGAAGCCAAUCAAAUGAGACGGAGAGGAUGCACGACGGCACACGUCACAUCCGGGGCUUCUUUUUCCUGUCCAUGGCUGCAGUUGAUUCUGAUCACCCACGAUGAGGAGUUCGUUCGUCUGUUGGCGCGUCACCAGCCCUGCGACCACUUCUGGCAAAUCCACAAGAAUAGCAAAGGGCACUCGGUCAUCACGCAAGCAGAUAUCCGGCGGUUCUGAGACGCGCCAGCUCAAAAAGACUGCCUGUACUGAGCUAGCUAUCAGUAGAAUGGAUACUCGACAGGUGCUCGCUUAGUGUGACAGAGCUAGAAGAGGACAUGCAGUAGACAGAAGGUGAUCCUACCCUUUUCAUAUCAUACUCGUCUCAGUGUCAGGCCAAGCAUUGGGUCCGUGUGUGUCUGCCAGACGAUAACAAUCGCCCUGAUUGCAGACACCUAACAACGUCCCCGGCAGUCCAGACGGGGGAAAGCUACGUCCGACACCGAACGAAAGAUGAAGGAGAGACCGCGACGGGCCUUUCAGUGUCUGUACAAUGAAU
Messenger RNA from Vitrella brassicaformis, 7501 nucleotides. Lineage: Eukaryota; Vitrellaceae. The record is from the annotation of a GenBank genome assembly.